Verticillium nonalfalfae is the source of this 3606-nucleotide messenger RNA. RefSeq lists its product as uncharacterized. Bases 1 to 3606 code for a protein of 1201 amino acids. NCBI's taxonomy places the organism in Eukaryota, Fungi, Ascomycota, Sordariomycetes, Glomerellales, Plectosphaerellaceae. Gene Ontology annotation, biological process: protein polyubiquitination; ubiquitin-dependent protein catabolic process. The record is from RefSeq and is a predicted model, not a curated record. The transcript is spliced from 4 exons. Gene Ontology annotation, molecular function: protein binding; ubiquitin protein ligase activity.
AUGCACUCGACCUUCACGGGCAACUCCCGCCGAACCCGAAAUGUCAACCUGAGCGGCCAAAACCAGAACCCCUUUGCCAAUGUUUGGUCGCCGUCAGCCAGUUCUGGGGCUUCCAAGACAGUGUCAAACGCCCAAGCUGAGCGUCAACAGAGACAAUUAGAACGAGACCGCUUGAAGGCUGCGAGGAACAUCCAACGAACAUGGAGGAGCCACCACGUCAGAAGACAAUGCCGAGAUGUCUGGCGACAAGCUUUCGAUGACAUUUACCGUGCUGACAACCCGAACACUGCUGUCCAGAGAGUGCAUGCGGCUUUACCGCUGCUGCUUGCUGCCUUUCAGAGCAACCGACCCGAGGACGUGCAUCGGCUAGCUUCUAUAGCACGAGAUGUCAUGUCCCAGCAUGUACGCUCUUUAGUCCCAGCAUCAGAAAAUGAAUCAAGUAGAGAGCAAGAAGACCAUCGUCUGAGACGAUUGUCUGAGAUAACUGUCGAGGCCCUUGGGGCAACAACUAUGGAAACACUUCUUCAACCAGAAUCGAAACUCCUUGUCGAUCUCCUAGCCUACCUGGUCGCUGGACAACCUCAGUCUGUCAUGCAGGUUCUCUCCCAGUACUUCCGACUCCUAGCAACACUGGUGCGUGCUUCUGCCUCAGAUCAGCAGCAGCUCGAGAAGGUCCUGGCACUUGUGUUGGCUCCUUUAAACGAGCCCCCCCAGUAUGUUUCUGCCGAGGACGUCCGUCCAUUCACAACCCGCGCCUAUGAUGCAUUUGCUUUUGAUUUCCUCGCAGUAGGGGAUAUAGCCCCUCUACAACAGGAGAACAACCUUAUUGCGCAACGCAUCGACAUCGAUAAACUCUCAGGAGCCAUAAUCGAAGCAUACUCCGGGCCCCGGGCCGCCGCAGCAACGCCAGAUAGUUUACUUUGGCUUCUCGCCUACUUUAUAGACAUACAUCAGACGCAAAAGAGCACAUCUCACCACCUUGGCUCGUUGCAUGCCAUGCACCUUCAGCUGUCCAGUCUGGCUUCUCAGAUUCGAUUUCGAUUACCAUUGGCAAGCAACGGAACGUCACGAAACACUGAGCGAGCGAAUGAUGGCACAGAGUCCAUGCUCCGGCCACUGCCGCCUUAUGUUUCGACCAAGCUUACCUCCUGCGUGGAUCGAGCCGGUAUUACUGAUAUCUUGUCGGAUCUGGCCAGCACUCUCGCCCCUGAGUCAAACGCAACUUCUGCUUCCCCUAAUAACAAAAGCUUCCAGGGUGCAAGCCUCUUGGCAGGCUACAUUGUCACGCUUCUGCGGUGCUUUCCGACGUUCGCUGAUGACAUUCGGAUGCGCCUGUUUUUGGGAGAUAUUCCCUCAACAGGCGGAAAUAUCCCCGUCAUCAAGUACCUUUGGAAAACAAUGAGCCAGACAUCGCUCUUUGAGCGCAUCUGCCAUGAUAAAGGAUCCGCUCACGCAGUCGGUUCGAUCCCUUCCUUGAUUAAAAGAUACCUGUCAAAGUCGGGGACUCAAGAAUACUCGGCCCUUGAGGAACAAGAGUGGAGAUUGACUUUGCUUUUCCUUGAACUCUACACUUUCAUAUUGCGCCUCAGCGAUGACGACGACUUCUUCAGCGGCAUUUGGCCAAGGAUCAUCGAGAAUGACGAGCCGCAGACUCGGCUCCGAGCAUGCAGCCUCACCCUAGAAGACAUCAAAAACUUGACAUUGUUCCUCAAGAACUUGGCAUUUGCCCUGCAUUAUUACACCAACGAGAUCCUUCAGGAUCUUGCUCCAAGCCUCGCCUCAUCCAACGGAUUGGAUUCAUUCUUUGGCUUCGUUGAAGGUCAGAAAGCCUCUACCAAGGGGAGACGCACAUCCCUAGGUCCAAAGGGCCUAUCCUUCGACAAGCCUGAUCUAGCAGGAUUGAGGGCUAUCGUGACGUCAACGUUGCGCAUGCUCUACGAACGGGACUCUCGACGUCCGUUUUUACCCCGGGACCACUGGCUCAUGACCUCCAAAUUUGACAUGGAAAAGUUUGCGUCGAGCGUGGUGCGGGAACACGACCGCCAACAAGAAGAGCUGGCCAACUUGUCAGAGGACGAGGAUCAAGACGAGGAAGACGACAUGGAUGAUGACGUGGAGAUGGAAAAUGGCGUGCAUACGUUCGCCGGUCAGCGCUUGUCACAGCACGCGCAAAUAGAGAACAUUCGAGCUCGUCAGAGACGAGCCCAGAAAGCUCGCAUGCUAUCCGUCAUCGGACCCAAACUAGAGAUCCUGCGGCACAUGCCUUUUGUGAUCCCUUUCGAUGCCCGGGUCCACAUCUUCCGACAGUUCAUCUACCUCGAUCAACAAAAGAGGAGACAAGGCAUGGACGCCGAGCAGUGGCGGAUGACCAUGAUCAACAAUCCGCUCUUGCCCCAGAGAGGUCUGACCGGACGUCAUCGUGGAAGCAUCAAGAGAGGACAAGAAUUCGACGAUGCGUUUGAGCAGUUCUACGAACUAGGCGAAAGCCUCAAGGAGCCAGUCCAGAUUCAAUUCAUCGACAGCUUUGGCGAUGUCGAGGCAGGCAUCGACGGAGGAGGUGUCGCUAAGGAAUUUCUCCUCAGCGCCAUUAAUCAGGUGUUCAUGAAUCAGUCUGAAGACCGAUACUUUGUCGAAAAUAAUCAGAAGCUGUGGUAUCCGAACCCGAUCAUCUUCGACAAGUUCAGAGAAGAAGCCGAGGAGAUGGGCCUCCCUGAAGCUGAGAAGAAGGAUAUCCUGACCGGACUCUCACAGAGGUACGAGUUUCUGGGACGCCUCGUCGGUAAAUGCAUGUAUGAGGAUAUCCUCAUUGACGUCAACUUUGCCGGAUUCUUCCUACUCAAGUGGGCAGCUUCCGGUCUGACAGGCGAGGAGAGCUACCGGGGCAACGUGAACGACUUGCGUGACCUCGAUGCUAGCUUGUAUCAGGGUUUGGUGCAUCUCAAGAAUCUACCCGCUGACGAGGUGGAGUCCCUGAGCCUUGACUUUACAGUCGAUGAUCAGAUCUCGGCGGAUGGCGAGACGGUGCGCAGUCUGACAAGAGAGCUCAUUCCCGGCAGGGGUUCGACGCCCGUCACCAAGGACAACAGACUGCUCUACAUAUCGUACAUGGCGCGUCACCGACUCGUGGUGCAGCCCGCCCAGCAAACGAUGGCUUUCCUGCGCGGUCUACGCGCCAUCGUCGCGCCGACCUGGCUCUCCAUGUUCAACCAGACUGAGCUGCAGCGCCUCGUCGGCGGCGACUCGUCCGAGAUUAGCAUUGAUGAUCUGCGCGACAACACAAACUAUUCGGGACUCUACGUCAUCGGCGACGAUGGCGAGGAGCACCCGACGAUCCAGCUCUUCUGGAAGGUCGUGCGUGGGUUCACGGACGCCCAGCGACGCGAUCUGCUCAAGUACGUCACGUCGACGCCGCGUGCGCCGCUGCUGGGGUUCGGGUCGCUGAACCCGCUUUUCAGCAUUCGCGACGGCGGCACCGACGAGGCCCGGCUGCCGAGCGCCAGCACAUGCGUGAACCUGCUCAAGCUGCCGCGGUAUACGGACGAGGAGACGCUGCGGCGCAAGUUGGUCCUCGCGAUUUCAUCGGGCGCUGGGUUCGACCUGAGCUGA